AUGAAGAGAGAGGGUCGACAACAUGGUCUUGUUCGGACCCAUCCCAUCAUACCCUCCCCUUGGAACCCCAAGCCCAACUCCAGGUACGUUAACAAGUUGAAUUCCCCUCCCACGGCUGGGUUGUUCACCAAAGCGUCACCAAAGCCCUCGAACCAUUCCAAGUUCACAGGCAAGUGUGGCAGGUCCAAAUGCACAUGUUGUCACAUACACCCUGCUGGAAAGGCUAAGGACAAGGCCAAGGGGACACAAAAGCUGAGAGGUUGUGACAUUGUUUCUAGGCCCGGGUUGACCUUUUAUGGGUUCUCAGCUAUUAGCAUAUUGGACCAUUGACUGGUGAUUACAUGGAUCUCGAUUCUUGAUGAUGAUGGAUUUUACCAUACAUGAUGCUGAUAAGGUUGUUGAUUCCAACUGCUCGCUACUUACAGUAGAAAUUGAGGAGAUAGAUAACUUUGAUAAUGAAAGCAAGAGUUUGUAACAAGGGAGUUGUGUGGGAAAGGAAAGAAGAUGGAGAUUGGUGUUUGAUGGAAGAAAUGUGAUUUAGUCCGUUGACUUGGAAUGUAUUUAGUUACU
Molecule: messenger RNA, 570 nt
Organism: Lycium ferocissimum
Lineage: Eukaryota; Viridiplantae; Streptophyta; Magnoliopsida; Solanales; Solanaceae
Exons: 2
Coding region: 1-330 (109 amino acids)
Source: RefSeq, a predicted model, not a curated record